Lactuca saligna is the source of this 618-nucleotide messenger RNA. The record is from the annotation of a GenBank genome assembly. Lineage: Eukaryota; Viridiplantae; Streptophyta; Magnoliopsida; Asterales; Asteraceae.
AUGAACAAGCAAGAUCCUUUUGUAAAUGUCGGUAGGAAAUCACUCGUGAACUGGAUAGAAGAGAUGGAUGUUGCAUUUGGUGAUGCAAUGAGUUUGAAAUCUGGUUUUUCACAAUGGUACGACAUGUUUCAUGGGAUUUCUUUAAAUGGAUUCGAUUGGAAUGCUGAAACCCAACUGAUUGAAGCAGAUGAUCAGGUUUGGGAUCACUUAAUUAAGCCAACUUCGAGCAAAUGUUGGUAUUAUUUGCAAGAGAUAGAGCUUCCGGAGAAAAUGCUGAAACAACAAAGUAGAGAAAUGCAAGAUGAAGUAGUAAAGGAAGUUGAAACUCAGCAUCAACUUGAACCUGAAACAUUUGAAACAAAGAUUAUGAAUGUUGUUGGUGAUGUGGCUAAUGCUAUGAGGGAAGGUAACAAAAUCUUUGAAAGAGCAUACCAUCAUAAGUUAGCAGGUGAUGAAAUUUAUCAAGAAUUGCAGCCAAUGGGUUUGGAACCCCAUGAAAUACCAGGUGCUCUCAUGUAUUUGGCUCGUAACCAAGCAGAUGUGAGGUCAUCGUUUACUUGUCCAAUGAACAUACAGAAGGAUCUACUAAAAACAAUGAUGGGAACAGGUAAACGAUGA